Molecule: messenger RNA, 5162 nt
Organism: Polistes dominula (European paper wasp)
Lineage: Eukaryota; Metazoa; Arthropoda; Insecta; Hymenoptera; Vespidae
Gene: Rbcn-3B
Product: WD repeat-containing protein Rbcn-3B
Cellular component (GO): cytoplasm
Molecular function (GO): protein binding
Source: RefSeq, a predicted model, not a curated record
AUGACAGCGGGUACAAGUUUAGUAGUCCCUAUAGUAUUAUGGGGCCGAAUAGCACCAACUCAUUGUAUUUCUUGUGUUUAUUUAUCACGAGAUCAAAAAACUUUAGUUACUGGAUGUUACGAUGGUCAGAUAUGUUUGUGGCAAGUUGAUCCUGAAACACUUAAGAUGACACCAAGAUGUUUACUCGUUGGUCAUACUGCUCCAAUAAUGUGCCUAAGUCGUGCCAGCGUUAUCAAGGAGCAAAAUUAUAUUGUCAGUAGCAGUGAAAGCGGAGAGAUGUGUACUUGGGACUUGGUUGAUGGAAAAUGUCGGGAAGCUGUUAAACUUAACUACAUUCAUACGCAAAUGUUGCCUUAUGUCUCAGCUGGUGGUGAAGACGUUAGAUUGUUUUGUUCUGGAAAUUAUCCAGAAGUUUUAGUAAUGGACCCAUUUAGUUUGGAAGUUCUAUUCACGCUGAGUUCUCAAGUGAAUCCUGAUUGGAUUAGUGCUUUGCACGUUCUACGGCCGGCCAAACGGAAAGGUCGGUUCUACGUGCAUACAAACGACGUUGUGUUGGCUCUGACAACGACCGGUACAGUCAAGGUGUGGACACUUUUGGGACACGAAAAUCGUAACAGUGAACCUCUUUAUGAACACGAGAGCAAACAAAUACGAUGUUUGAAUGCUCUUGCUAUGAUCUGCUGUCCUUACAAUCAACGUACAGUUCUUAUUGUAUGCUCUAAAUAUUGGCAGAUAUUCGAUGCUGGUGAUUUUUCGGUCUUAUGUUCCAUAACAGCACCUCGAGGUGAACGUUGGAUGGCUGGUGACUUUCUAGCAGCAGAUCGUGUUAUUUUAUGGAGUGACGAGGGUCAUGGCUACCUUUACAAAUUACCAGCUAACAAGCUGAAGGGCAAGGCUCUCAGCAGUAGCGUAGCAGAUAACAAAAAUUUUCAUACUGCGGGAACAGAGCAUGAUCAACCAUAUCUUUAUUGUAUUCUAACUCAACCAGGAGAUAGGCCACUGUCAUGCCCACCUGCAAUGAGAUUGGUUACAGUUCAAAGGCAAAAUAAAACAUUGAAGUAUUUACUUCGUGGGGAUAGCGAAGGAGUCGUUGUACUUUGGAAAGUACCUGAAUUAACAGCUCAACAAUUGGUACAGAUAUCUCAGAACGAUGGUUCCACUACACCAACAUUAUCACCGACAGUUAAAACUAGCUUAACAGCUGCUUGGGAAGCAAUGAAACCACCUCCCGUUGGUAUCCUUGAUCAAUUGGAUACGGGAGAUAAGAAUGGUAUUAAGUUGACUGCUAGUAUAUAUCUACCACAACAAAGUCGUUUAGUUGUUGGUCGUGAAGAUGGUAGUAUUAUUAUUGUACCAGCCACACAAACAGUCAUGUUACAAUUACUUCAUGGCAAUCAUCAACAAUUUGAUGAUUGGCCACCACAUCAGGUAUUAUUAGGUCAUUCAGGAAGAGUUAAUUGUCUCUUGUAUCCACAUGGAGCAGCACCACGUUACGAUCGUACACAUCUUGUUUCUGGUUCCGUAGAUUUUGCUGUUUGUCUUUGGGAUUUAUAUGCUGGUACAUUGAUUCAUAGAUUUUGUGUACAUGCUGGUGAAAUAACACAAUUGUUGGUUCCUCCCGAUAAUUGCAGCCCUAGAAUACAAAAGUGUAUAUGCAGUGUGGCAUCCGAUCACAGUGUGACUUUAUUAUCAUUAGCGGAAAGAAAAUGUGUUGUUCUAGCUUCUCGACAUCUUUUUCCAGUAGUUACUAUAAAAUGGAGACCAUUGGAUGAUUUUAUGAUUGUUGGAUGUUCGGAUGGUGCUGUGUAUGUUUGGCAAAUGGAAACUGGCCACUUGGAUAGAGUAUUACAUGGUAUAAUUGCUGAAGAAGUAUUGUUCGCCUGUGACGAGAAUACAAUAACAGCGGCUGGUGGAACUGCUGCUGGCGGUGAACUAGGAUUAGCUAAUCCGGCAGUACAUUUCUUUAGAGGUUUAAGACAUCGAAAUUUAUCAGCAAUAAGACACGCGACGCAAAGAGGUUUGCAUCAAUUACAGCAACUUCAUGGUGGCCAUGGUACAGAUCAUGGUAAUCAAAUAAAAGCUAAGGGAUCGCCAUUGAUGAUACAAGGUUUUAGAAGCAAUCCCAAGGAUCCUGAAAGUCACAUAUUAUUUUUUGAUAUUGAAGCACUUAUAGUGCAAUUGUUGAGCGACGAGUAUGGCACAAUGUCACCAGGAUCAUUAGAAGCUCAAGGAUUAAUUUCAGCAUCGGAAUAUCAAAAGGUUGCAGCCCUGACGCAAUCGGCUAGUCCAGAUGCUCAUAAAAAAAUAGCAGAUUUUUUCGUUCGUGUCAAGGAUAAGGCAGGUGACGUUGAACGAAUUUUAAAGGAGAAGGACCGUCACGGUAUAUUGGCUAAGAUGAAGGAAGGGGCGGAGAAUGUGCACACUAAAUUACAAGCUAAGGCAGAAAGUGUAGGCCUCAAGCCAUCCACUCUUGAUGGCAAAGGUGAUAAUUGGAACAGCAAUGAUGCCUCCUCAAAAAACAAUCUCAAAAGGAAUGGUGCAUUUAGUGAGCCAAAUGCAACGAUGGAAGUUGCACAAUUACUUCUAAGUCUUUUACACGCAUGGGGAAUGGAUCCAGACUUGGAUAGAGUUUGCGAAGGAAAAUUAGGUUUACUGAGACCUAUGGUACCAGUUUCAUUUGGUGUUCUAUCUAAAGGAGGCUAUAUGUCGUUGUUACUUCCAACUUGGCAAACUCAUUUGGAACCUGCUAGUGAGCCUGCAACGCAAUUGGAACAAAGAUUACCUGUUGAAUUAGUAAGGCAAGAGAGACUUACUAGGGCCUUUACCGCAAGAGCCCAUUGGGAAUUAUCAACAACCAUAACUAGUAAUCAUUUAUUGGCUGUGGUAGCAUUAGCCAAUACUUUAAUGUCCAUGAAUAAUGCAACCUUCGUACCUGAACAGGAACGUAAUCGAAAAAUGCAUAGACCUGGUAAUAGAGCAACAGUCAAUUGGAAUAAAGCUGAAGAGGAAAAUGAAGAAAUUUAUACAAUCCAACAAGCACAAAUUAAACAGGGUUGGUCUCUUUUAGCUACGUUACAUUGCGUACUUUUACCUGACAAGGUAACUGCACAAGGUGGAGCAAAAACAUUUAAACGGCCGCAAGUAGAAAUGAUGGCACGCAGAUGGCAACAUCAAUGUUUAGAGAUACGUGAAGCUGCACAAGCUUUAUUACUGGCUGAGUUAGGUAGAAUGGGUCCAAAAGGUAGAAAAGCUCUAGUCGACAAUUGGUCACAGUAUUUGCCAAUGUACAGUACCCAGGAACCAAUUGCACCUCAAAUUCAAAACCAAACUCCACCGACGUCAGGUAGUCCAGUUCCGAUGAACGAAACUCAAGGAGACGACGAGGACGAAGAAGAAGAAUUAGCUGAAGAAGUAAGCGUAGCUAGGAAACCAUCAAGCGUAGCAGAAUUGAAACGUAAACAGACGACAGCAGUUGUAUUAUUGGGCGUAAUUGGUGCUGAAUUUGGUCAAGAUGUUACCAUGACUAACCAAAGAAGAGAUAGCGAGCAAAGGCGGAAAAGUUCAAUCGUCGAAGGUUUUGGAAUUGGAAAUAAUAAUCUUGCUAGACACACCAGUAUGGCUUUGACGCAUCUGUUACUUGCACCACACUCUCCUAAAUUACCUUUGCAUACCCCUCUACGAAGAGCUGCUAUUGAUCUCAUUGGUAGAGGUUUUACCGUGUGGGAACCAUAUUUGGAUGUGUCCAAGGUACUUUUAGGGCUCCUUGAAAUGUGUUGCGAUGCAGAUAAAUUGGUACCAAGUAUGACGUAUGGUCUUCCUUUAACUCCUCAAGCUGAUACAUGUCGUACAGCACGUCAUGCUUUAACUUUGAUAGCUACCGCAAGACCAGCAGCAUUCAUAACAACGAUGGCACGAGAAGUAGCCAGAUUUAACACUGUGCAACAAAAUGCACAAACUUUAAAUGUCAAUCUAGGAGCAAGUGUAUUGAUUAGGGCAAAGCCUGAGAUACUCAGAAUAGUAGAACAAUUAAUCGACAAGAUGCAAAGUGAAAUGAGCGAUUUGUUGGUCGAAGUCAUGGAUAUAAUAUUACAUUGCUUAGAUCCUGGUCAUUUGAAAGCAAAAUCAUUGUCCGAAGUAUUUCCAGCCGUUUGCAGAUUUAAUCAAGUCAGUCAUUGUACGGCAACACGCAGGAUAGCUGUAGGCGGUCGGGGUGGACAAUUAGCGCUUUAUGAACUUCGAGGUAACGUCAAAUGUCAAACGGUACCUGCACAUCAAGGUCCUGUAACUGCAUUAGCAUUUUCACCGGAGGGUAAAUUUCUGGUUAGCUAUUCUUGUUCUGAGAAUAAACUUUGUUUCUGGCAACAAACAAGUAGUGGUAUGUUCGGCUUGGGUAAUUCACAAAUUCGUUGCGUUAAAUCGUACAGUACCGCACCCAUAAAUGAUGUAACACGAUUGAAUCCUAUGCGUUUAGCUCGACUCGUAUGGAUUAAUAAUCGCACAGUUACAUUGAUGUUAGCUGAUGGUUCAGAGACACGUUUCAACGUUUAAAAUUUUUAUUUAGUAGAAUUAUUAUUCUUUCAUCUAAUCGUGCAUUAUCAUCAUUAUUGUGAUCAUCAUCAUCAUUAUCAUCAUUUGACAAGCAUAAAAUGGUAUCAAGAAGUUAGUUGAUUAACGAUCUGUAUUAAACAGAGAGAAGAAAGAAAGAAAGAAAGAAAGAAAGAAAGAAAGGAAGAAAGAAACGAAAGAAAAUGUUGAAAAGAGUGCCAUUGCGGUUGUAAAUGCGCUUGGUACUUAAUAGAGCUAUUAAAUAUUAUACAGAAUGAAACAUGAACGAGAGAUAGAACAAUGUGAAUUUGAAAUAUUUCACAGUAGCAGCAGCAGCAGCAGCAGCAGCAGUAGCAGGAUGACGAUAGUUAUCGUUAAAGAUUUCUUGAUAAAAUCGAUAAACGACAUUGACGAUUUUGUUUCUUUGUUUUUUUUUUUUUUUUAGUUUUUAGUCUUUAGUUUUUAGUCUUGUUGCUUUAUACAAUUUAAUCGAGUUGUCUUAAUUAUUUUAUUUUUUUUUUUUUUUCGUUGAAACUUCACACGAUGACGUUUUAUUCGAUAUAAUCGUAUUACGUGUAUGUACAAACGCCUAGAGAAUUUUGUUGUUGUUAUUGUUC